AUGUCGGUCACGGGCAAGCGCGGCGUCGGCGUGCCGCUCAUCCUCAUGCACGACGGCGAGGGCACGAUCGUGACCAUCGAGUGCAAGAACGGCGACACGUACCGCGGCUUCCUCGACGAGACCGAGGACAACAUGAACUGCGUGCUCAAGGACGCGACGCGCACCGACGCCAAGGGCAACAAGUCGCAGGUCGAGCACAUCUUCCUGCGCGGCUCCCAGAUCGCCUUCUUCAUCUUUCCGAACAUGCUCAAGAAGGCGCCC
Aureococcus anophagefferens is the source of this 261-nucleotide messenger RNA. RefSeq lists its product as hypothetical. Gene Ontology annotation, molecular function: RNA binding. The transcript has a single exon. The record is from RefSeq and is a predicted model, not a curated record. The annotation marks the transcript as partial. Gene Ontology annotation, biological process: spliceosomal snRNP assembly; RNA processing. Gene Ontology annotation, cellular component: U4 snRNP; U2 snRNP; pICln-Sm protein complex. Lineage: Eukaryota; Pelagophyceae; Pelagomonadales; Pelagomonadaceae.